CGUGUCCAACCAGCAACAUGCCCAUGCAAGGGUUGGUGAUGUUUCAUCACGCGUGGACUCCCGACCAGGGCAUGCGUGGACUCGUUGGAGCAGCUUGCAGGCUCUGCACUCGCCAUCACCCGCUAGCAAAAGAUCUCUUCGGCACUUGUUGCCUGGGCGUAGUGCCACCGAGCGGUGCCCGAGCCGUCGUCGCGAUGACCUCAGUUCCCCCGACGCGGGGGGCGGCCACACCGACACCAGACGCUCGCUCACCACCACAGCUUGGGCUGGUCCUUCUACCGUAUCGCCUUGAGUCAUGGUUCCCGCAGCCUCCACGUGGUGUAUGCAGGAUGACCAAGAUGUCCACGAUGGCCCAGUCGUGGCUCCAUUGUAUCUGCGGAGGUGCUUCAACACCCUCGCCGUCAUGGUCCGAUAUAUCCUCGCAGCUCAGACACGGACCACGUCUAUCGCUGACGGAUCCGCUGCUCGCAGGUGUAUUCGGAUCCGCGCAUCCAUGUUGUUCGCCCUCUCGAGAGGCAUUCGUAGGCCCAAGGCCAGCCUCGUGGGGCUCUCUGACGAGUCACGACGGCGCUGGGACGUGGGCGGCAAAACGGUGCAGGGAUUUACCGGGCUGGGAGGCGACUCGUAUGACCCGCACGAGGGAAAAGACGGGCGAGAUCCAUCCACGGACCCAGGAUAAAACGACGAGUCUGGGGCCCCGUACGGCUGAUAUACUGAUUCUGGAGCCGUGGUGCGAGUUAUCCGAGGUUAUCUCUAUCUUCUCCGCCGAUCCGGGGUAAUAUCUGGGGGCCGAGCCUCCUACAGACCCCGAGACGAGCCCUCGAGGUGUGAACGGCUCACAUCCUGCGCCGUCCAGCUUCCCCAAGGUGUGUCGCCGUGUUGGUUGUGAGGCCAGGGAUCAGCAAGGCUCCCUGGUCCGAGGCUCAUGCGCGCAUAAAAAAGACGAAAAAAAAGAGGUCACAUCCAGUGCGACGAAAGCCCACGGUACCAUGUAACGGAGCGGGGC
Ilyonectria robusta is the source of this 1006-nucleotide messenger RNA. RefSeq lists its product as uncharacterized. The coding region runs from base 18 to 779 and encodes 253 amino acids. The transcript has a single exon. NCBI's taxonomy places the organism in Eukaryota, Fungi, Ascomycota, Sordariomycetes, Hypocreales, Nectriaceae. The record is from RefSeq and is a predicted model, not a curated record.